CGAUAGAGCGUUUUACUAUCGAUACAUUUACAGCUCCGCAGCCGCAAACGAAGGUAAAAAAUCCGCUUCGCUACUCUUCAGCUCAACUGUACCGCCGCUGUUUGAUCAAAUAUCUCGGGAAUUACGACCGCACACACAGAAAAAACGAGCAGAAUGUCGAGCGUGCCAAAGCGAGCCAAGCUGGACGGCGCCCCCGCCGAUGGCAACACAUCCGCCGCCGCCGGCAACAACGAGGAGGAGUCGGAGGCGCUGGAACAGAUUGAUGCCUGCCAGAACGCGAUCGAUGCGCUGAACGAGAAGGCCAGCGAGGAGAUCCUCAAGGUGGAGCAGAAGUACAACAAGCUUCGGAAGCCCUGCUACGAUAAACGCAGCGAGCUGGUCAAGCUCAUUCCCAACUUCUGGGUGACCUCGUUCAUCAACCACCCGCAAGUAUCCGGCAUUCUGGACGAGGAGGAGGAGGAGUGCCUGCACGCUCUUAACAAACUUGAGGUGGAGGAGUUCGAGGACAUAAAAUCCGGAUACCGCAUCAACUUCCAUUUCGACGAGAAUCCUUACUUCGAAAACAAGGUACUCACCAAAGAGUUCCAUCUGAAUUCAGCGGCUGCUUCUGAGAACGGCGACUGGCCCGCGUCCACUAGCACGCCCAUCAAAUGGAAGGAGGGAAAGAACCUGCUCAAACUGCUGCUGACGAAGCCCUACGGAAACAAGAAGAAGCGCAACUCCGAGUACAAAACCUUCUUUGAUUGGUUCUCGGAUAACACCGAUCCCGUUAACGACGAGAUCGCAGAACUGAUAAAGGACGACCUUUGGCCAAAUCCACUGCAGUAUUAUCUGGUACCUGAUAUCGAGGUGGAGCCUGAGGACGAGGAGGACAACGAUGAUAACGAGGAGGAGGCAUUUGACGACGAGGAUGGUGAGGAUGGAGAAGGCGAGGAAGAAGACGAGGAUGAAGAUGACAAGUAAACUGAUUCAUGCAAUUUCAAAUCGCUCCCAACCGAAAGCCCACAGUGUUUCUAACCACUUGCAAAUAUAGUUUUCCCGGUGGUUAUGCAACAUUAACAUAAUUGCAAAUUUUCUGGCAUAUUUAGGUUUCGAUCUAAACAAAAUGCGUAUUUGCAUUAAAAGGCAACAGAAAAUCAAUAUGAAUCACCAUUAAAAUAAUUUAAAACAAAUAAAAAGACGUCAAUCGAA
Messenger RNA from Drosophila erecta, 1191 nucleotides. It is a transcript of the gene Set, whose product is annotated as protein SET. Lineage: Eukaryota; Metazoa; Arthropoda; Insecta; Diptera; Drosophilidae. Gene Ontology annotation, biological process: nucleosome assembly. Bases 154 to 963 code for a protein of 269 amino acids. Gene Ontology annotation, molecular function: chromatin binding; histone binding. The transcript has 4 exons. Gene Ontology annotation, cellular component: chromatin; nucleus. The record is from RefSeq and is a predicted model, not a curated record.